Molecule: messenger RNA, 1167 nt
Organism: Cokeromyces recurvatus
Lineage: Eukaryota; Fungi; Mucoromycota; Mucoromycetes; Mucorales; Mucoraceae
Exons: 2
Coding region: 1-1167 (388 amino acids)
Biological process (GO): DNA-templated transcription
Cellular component (GO): RNA polymerase III complex
Molecular function (GO): single-stranded DNA binding
Source: RefSeq, a predicted model, not a curated record
AUGGAUUUAAUUUUAGCAGCAACAGAAAAGGAAUCCGAAAAAUAUACAAUCAUGACAUCUCGGGAGCUUGAACAUGUAAAAAAUACAGCACGAGCACAGAUUGAGGCAGAAUAUAGUACAACUGAAACAAUUGGUAUGAAACGUAAAGCAGCUGAUCCCCUUGAUUUUCAACGUAAACGUGUUGCAUUUGAUGAUGAUUUUGGAUCGAUGAAUAAAGGAGGAGAAGAAGAAGAAGAAGGGGAGGAGGAUGUUGAAAUAGAUGAGAGUGUCUUUUUUGCUAUCAAUUAUGAUAAAUUCAAUAUGAUUUUUAGAAAUGAGUCAAUUGUAGAUUUCGCAACUGAACGUAUUAAUCGUACAGCAGGUGAAAUUGUGAAAGCCUUUUUAGAACAUGGUAAAGACAAGAUGAAAAUGCUAAAAGAAGAAGACUCUCCCUCUGCUACACCUAUUCAUAUUGCAAAUAGAGUUGCAAAUACAGAUAUUGUUUCUAGAGGAGAUAUCAGUUUACCCAAAGACCCAAUUGAACCUAACAAAAAAGCAAGUCUACAAGAUAUAGUGCGUGGUUAUAUUCAUUUACUCAAGAUAGAUGCAGCAGGAUUUGUAAAGUCCAAGGACGAAAGAGGUGCAAAUCAAUUUGCAAUUAAUUUUGCUAAAUUACGUAAUACGAUGAAAAGAAAAUUAAUAGAGGGUCUUGUACGUGAGCGAUAUGGUGUGGCCACGAGUCGAAUUUUAAGAAUCUUGAUUGAACGUGGAAAAUUAGAUGAAUCUCAAGUUCAAAAGUUAGCCAUGUUACCCCCAAAGGACACCAGAGAAAAGCUUGCACUUUUAAAAUUAAAAGGAUUUGUAGAAAUUCAAGAGGUGCCAAAGUCAGCUGAUCGAGCUCCUAGUCGAUGCUUUCAUUUAUGGUACGUCCCACUUGAGAAAUGCUAUGAGCAAUUAUUGGUGGAUUGUUAUCGAUCCAUUGGUAACUUGCAGCAACGUAAGAUGUAUGAGUUGAGUAUUCGUAAACGUUUAAUCGAUAAGAUCAACCGAAGUGAUGUUAUUGAAAACCCUGAUUUACUUGGUGAAGCAGAGAAAAAGGAAAUUGAAAAAAUGGAAAAGAUCCUUGAACGACUAGAAGUUUCAAAAAUGAGAAUAGAUAAUGUAAUUAUGAUUUUACGAGAUUUUUAG